Messenger RNA from Ctenocephalides felis (cat flea), 387 nucleotides. Its product is annotated as protein krueppel-like. Bases 1 to 387 code for a protein of 128 amino acids. The record is from RefSeq and is a predicted model, not a curated record. Gene Ontology annotation, molecular function: RNA polymerase II cis-regulatory region sequence-specific DNA binding; DNA-binding transcription factor activity, RNA polymerase II-specific. The transcript has a single exon. NCBI's taxonomy places the organism in Eukaryota, Metazoa, Arthropoda, Insecta, Siphonaptera, Pulicidae. Gene Ontology annotation, biological process: regulation of transcription by RNA polymerase II.
AUGAUGAAACGUGUUUCAGAAAGAUUUAUGAAUUCCGAGGUGAUAAUUGAAGAAGAAGUCAAACAGGAGUCUUAUGAAUGUGACACUUAUGAAUGUGAAAUAAAUGAUAAGACAUUUAAUAAUAAAGGCAGUGGAGAGCGUCUCCAUGAAUGCAAGAAAUGCAAUAAGGAAUUCACAGAAUUAGGUCAUCUGAAGAAACACAUGGUGACACACCGGGAAGUACGCUCGCAUGAGUGCAAUGUAUGCAAUAAAACGUUUACAAAUAAGGGUAAUCUGAAAAAUCACUUGCUUAUUCACAGUGGUGUUCGCCCCUAUGAUUGCAGUAUGUGCAAUAAAACAUUCAUAGAAUUAGGUCAAUCUGAAAAGACACAUGCUCGUUCACAGUAG